AUGGUGACAAAAAUUAAUACAGUUUCACAGAAUGUUCACAGUGAUAAUGAAAUUGAUUUGGAUCAAGCUCUGGACAUCGCCGGGUUAGGUUGGUACAACAUUAAAUACAGCUUGGUACUAGCUCUAUUUCUAAUAGCAGCAAUCAUAGAACCUAUCGGAUACUCCUUCAUACUUCCAGCAGCAAAAUGCGAUUUACAAAUGACAGAUUCGCAAAGAGGAGUCAUUGGUUCCAUACCCUAUAUUGGUGUGGUCGUGACUUCAUUUGUUUGGGGUUAUUUAACUGAUACUAGAGGAAGAAAAUAUAUGGUGAUUUACAGUUCAUUAGCAGCAGGAAUAUUCGGCCUAGCAGCAUCUUUCAUGCCCGAGCUUAUUAGUUUUACUCUAUUUAAAUUUUUAUCUUCCUUGUGUAUAGCUUGCCCGGCUGCAGUGCCAUAUAGUUUCAUAGGAGAAAUUUUACCGAAGAGAUACAGAGAUAUAACAUUGUCUAUUACAAACGCGAUGCAAAUUACCGGAUCAGCCAUUGUACCUUUGUUGGCGUGGGGAGUACUACCGCUUGAUUUCCGUUCUGACUUCGGGUUGUAUUAUUACCGCCCGUGGAGACUUUUGGCCGCUUUGUAUUCGACAUUUUUUAUUAUAAGUGCUAUAAUAAUGAGUUUCGGUCCAGAGAGCCCCAAAUAUCUAGUGUCACAAGGAAACCACAAUGAAUCAUUACGAGUACUUCAAACUAUAUAUGCGAAAAAUAAAGGCAAAGAAGCCAGUGACUACCCAGUUAAAAGACUCAAAAUGCCGGAACAGAAAUCAGGCAGUCAAUCUUUCCUACUUUCCCUAAAGGAUCAAUCACUGCCAUUAUUGAAACCACCAUAUUUAAAAUGGAUGUGUCUUAAUGGCUUCUUGUUUUUUGGAAUAUUUGCAACCUUAAACGGACUUUACAUGUGGCUGCCGGACGUUUUAAACCGCGUGUUCUCAGGAAACAGCGUUGGUUUGACGGCUUGUGGCGUUAUAAGGCAGCGAUUAAACGAGACGUCGGGUUCAGUAAAUGAAGAAUGCGAUGACUCCAUUGAUCAAAUAACGUUUAUAAUUAACAUAAUAGCAAACAUAUCGUGCGCGUUGAUCGCGUUAGCCAUCAGUAGUACAGUCAAAUUCUUUGGCAAAAAAGUAUUAUUAAUAGCGGUGUAUAUGAUCAUUGGAGUAUUUUGUAUAUUAAUUAACUUUGUUACCGAAAAUAUGGUAUUCGCCGUACUUCUUUCAUCAGUACCAAUAACUGGCUUGGCUAUUGGACCAGUAAACGCAUACGCAGUGGAAAUCUUUCCUACACAUUUAAGAGGCAUGGCAAUAAGUCUAUCAAUGAUGGUUGGUCGAACUGGUUCCAUAGUCGGCACUAAUGUAGCUGGACUCCUCAUCAAUGCGGCAUGUGAAGUCACUUUUUAUUUGUUCGGAGGUCUUUUAGUGUUGUGCGGUUUCCUAUCCCUUCUGCUUCCAACAUCAAAAUCAAAACCAAAACCAAAGAAGUUGAUGACUGCCCUUUGA
This is a messenger RNA of Danaus chrysippus (African queen), 1527 nucleotides long. Lineage: Eukaryota; Metazoa; Arthropoda; Insecta; Lepidoptera; Nymphalidae. The record is from the annotation of a GenBank genome assembly.